CGGCACUAAGUUAGUAAGAGUAGGGUACUAGUACUCUUACCGCACUCGAGUACUGUAGCUGACAACUCCAUCAGUGCAUUUCGGGGUCACUUCCCGGCGCCCCAUCGUUACUCCCCAUUUCCACAAUUCCCAUCUCGGAGGUACAGUACCCUUGCAGCAGGAUCGACGCUCGGGUAACCAGAACGGUCAGGGCAUGCCGGGGCAGAAAGAAGAGUGCAAAUAAAAAAAUAAAAAAUAGAGGAAUAAUGCGUGUGAGCAUGGUUUGGUACGGAAUGGACCGAGGGAAAAGGGAAGGAAAGGGAUGUCUCCAUUUUUUUUUUCUACAGGGCGAGGAUUGUCUUGGGGGUGGGAUGCCAGUAGGGAAGGAAGGAAAUGUGAUACCGUACUGAUAUGGGAUUCCCUUAGGGCUAUCUUGGACCGCGGGAUAACUUGGAUGGAUACCGUACUGUGAAUAUCAAAGUUGCCUGCCACUUUUCCUCUACUCUCCUAAUAUCAUGCUUGUGCAAUAUCGUAUAUUGCUUACUGUUCUUGCUUUGACAGUAUAGAUAUUCGGAUUACUGGCGCGGACUAAGUUGAUACUGCACGACAACUCCCUAUGUCCCUGCUUCCCUCUCACCAACUCGUUCGCUGCUCCCUUAAAGUAUGAUAACUUCAUCCAAUAUUCCAGCGAGGAAACCAGGGGAAAAAAGAUAUAAUUACCUUACCCGGUUCACCCCACGAUCGUACCCCCCCGUCCUCGGCUCGGUACCAUCCAUACAUACAAGUACCUAUGGUGGUUCCAAUAUAGCACUAGUACUUGUACACGUUUUGGUUCAAUUCCUCUCUCCUCUCCCAUCUAUCCUCUCGCCACCAACCAUUUUUUGAUAAGGAGCAGCCCACACCCUCUCUCGACCCUUUUUUUCUUUCCUUCUUUCGUUCCACACCCAUUCGUGUCUUUAUUCCGGCAGCCAAACACCCUCGUAUUCCUCCCAGGGCCUAGCGCGCGUCGGCGAGAAACAUUCCCUUUUUAUUUGCUUCUUCUCAUUUUCUUCUCGCUCCGCGGUGGCUUCGGUUUGCUUGGGUACGGUACCUUGCUCAUUCACUCGUACGGUACCGGUACGCUGCACGUCACGGUCUUCAUUUUUUCCCCUGCCGUACUGCGCUCGAGUAUCCCUUUAUUAGAAUUGCCCAUGUUGGUGUUGGCCUUCUAAGGGAAGCCCCCACAUGCACCAAAUUUGGCAAGGCGGGGAGGAGAUCGCUAAAGGAGAAGUCCUGUCCCAGUCAAGCCAGUGGUGUAAGGAGGGAAAAAUCCUUCACCCCUUCCUCUUUCCCAUCCCUCCCCCCUCUCCCCAUAUCCCCGUCCCCGGGGUGAAGUAAUUACCGACAGAGGUAAGCUUAUUUAUCUCAAGUGCCCAGAAAACGAAUCCAUUAACUUAUUUCUCUGGGUGCACCCUUUUUAGUUUCGACGGGAGAUCGAGUCACUCUCUGCUAUUUCUCGAGUCUCUCGGGUCCCCGUUAUUUUCUUGUAAAGCAUUUUCGAAGUGAAACUUUUUUUUCCUGAUUUGUCUACUUCAUAUGCGUAUGACUGGAGUGGAAAGGGGAUAAAGGGAAACAAUAGCGUCUGCGGGGCGGGAGAGAAGAGGCCUGGGAGGAGAGGGAGAAAAAGAAAACUUAACGAGGUCAGAAUUGGCGAUUCAUUAGUCUGACCUAUCUGCUGGGGAAGAGGAAAAAAUUUGGAGCGGGGCGGUGUUUGAGUCUGGUCUUACCGGUACUGUACUGGUACUUCGCUGCAACCGUUUUGUGUUGUCUGGGUGGAGGGGAAAAAGAGGGAAGGAAGGCAGGAGGGAUGAGUGGUGGUUGUCCUAAGGCAGACAGGCGAAUAUCAUACCCACAAUACCGGUACGGUUUUACAGCUAUCAUUACACUCGGGUUGCUGAAGCUUCAUUUCUAUCUGGUGGAAGCCUGCACUCGGCUAUCGCCAUUCCCAUUAUUUGCUGCUCCCCGUGCGUUACGUUGAUAUUUGGCUCCAGAUUUUUUUGGGCUUCAGCAGAAACUGGACCCGGUGGUCUAAUAGUCCUUUGUCCUAGCUAUAUCCCCCCUCUUCCCAGAUCCUCAACGGGGAUCGAGUACGGGGCUGAGAUAAAGGAAUACACUGGGACAGUUUCCGUUUUUUUUUUUUUUUUUGGCUGGGGUUUAUUAAAUACUGGAGAAGGACGAGAAACGGGAAGACGGAAGCGAAAUAUUUGGGUGAAAGGACGAUAGAGGGAGGCUCACAGACAACACCAUCGAAAGGCGCGUGCGCCAUUGCGAGCAGAAAGUUGAGAGGUGGACGAGUUGGGAAAGAGAGAGAGGAAAAAAAGGAGUGCCUAGGUUUCCGUGCAGAUUCUAAGCGGAAUUUGUUAAAGGCAUAUCGGCGACCAUCUGCUCCCGCACUAGUAGCUUGGGAACGCGGGAUCGAAAAAAGGCCACCGAAAGUGAGUAUUCCGUUGUCGCUGCAUCAUUACCGCCCUUCUACCUCCCAGGGGCCAUGUGAACAUUUAUGGAAAUUCCUCAUCUUUGAUUUUGGGUUUCCUGAUCCUGAAACGUGCUUCUACGAACGUUCCGGUCGAGGGGGGAGUGUAACUGGAGAAAGAGUUGUUGAUAUACUGCGGAGUUCCCAAUCACUCAUGUACCCUUCUCCGCGCUGAUAAUUUUCCGUCACAGGUCUUGCACUAACAAUUCUACCCUCGUCUUCCUUCAUCUAGAGUUAUUAUCGAGUCAUUCUACAUCGCCCUCAAUCCUUAGCUAUCGCCCUCGUGUGUGUGGUCCUUCUUGGUCUUAGCCAUGGCUCACCUCCAUCACCGCCACGCACCCCACAGCAAUUCUGCUCCGGACAGUCCAGAUCAGCAACGGCAGCAGCAGCAACAACAACAACAACAGCAACUGCGCCAUCAGCGAUCUCUUCAGGCGCUCCAGCAUGAGCAGUACCAGCUUACUUCAACCGUUUUCCAAAUUGAUCCCAGACUAGAGUUACCGCAGACUGACAUUUUGACCCACCAACCCCAUACACUACGUCCCUUACAGUCGCAGUCGCAAGGGGAAGCUUCCUCACCCACCGGCUUCCAUCCAAGCAUGAAUUCACAGCUAGUUUCUUCCCAACUUCCGACUUCUCGAGCGCCCGCCCUAGAAUCGCAAAUCCACAUUCAAUACCAGCCUCCCGAUCUUCACCCCUCACACUCCCCUUCAGAUCCUGGUUCCUUCUUGGAGAUCCAGCCUCAUAUGUCUCUUCACCACCAAAGCUUACAAUCUGUGUCAAAUCCGCCACAUCCACCUUCACCAGUUCAAUCUACUCACCAACAAUCGCAUCAACAUCAACGGCAUGUCCAACAGCAGAGACAGGCCCCAGCCACCUUGCGGCCUAUGGCGCCACCCACAACUGGCACGCAAGGGAAUAGAGUGGUGAUGUCGACCUUGGGCUCUUCUGGUCUAAUCCGGGGCUCCCGAGUUGGUGCCUCGUCAGAUGGAUCCCAGAUGGGAAUGGGUUCAGAAAUUUUGGCAACAUCGGGAGGCGAGAGCCCGGCUGGAGAGACUGCUCCCGUAACUUUACCGGGGAAUACAAACACUAGGUUAGGUAGCGGACAGAGUAGUGGUCGUGUUUCUAGUGGACAUACUGGAAUAACCCCUGGGGCAACAAGUCAAAUUACCCCAGUGAAGGAUCAGGAUGGGAAAUUUCCUUGCCUUCAUUGCCCUAAAACGUAUCUCCAUGCAAAGCAUUUAAAGAGACAUCUUCUAAGACAUACAGGUGAUCGUCCUUACCAAUGCGUUUUAUGUAAGGAUACAUUUUCAAGGUCAGAUAUUCUGAAGAGACAUUUUCAAAAGUGUUCUAUUAGGAGGGGAAAUCCUACUGGGGCAACACAUUUAAGCCAUGCGCAUGCUCAUCAACAGGGAAGACGGCCCAAUCAUCACCAUCCUGCUCCCCCUCCUCCGGCCCCUCCACCACCUCUGCCGGCGGGGGGUCCGAUAUCAGCUCCCAUCGCCGCUUCUACGGAGGGGUCGGGUAAAUUCUCUCCGGGAUCGUCCUCGGAGGGGAGGAGACCGGCCGCAAGAUCCUGUGACCAAUGUAUAGGAUUGAAGGCCAGAUGCGACUCAGGUGACCCAUGCGAGAGAUGUCGGAUGAGAGAUGGGGGGGAAUGCUCCUACUCGGGGAGGUCUCGAAGAGCAGAUUCUGGGAGUGAAAUCGACUUGAUUUCGAUGCCCGAGAUUUCAGAUUCAUCGUCAAAAAGUCAGCCGGUGGGAUACGGGGAAGAGUUCAAUUUCCCCCCACCAACACAUCCUCACGCUCAUAUGACGCACUCGGGCCAACAUUCCCUUUCGGCUUCGCAGCGGCAAUCACAAAAUCUCGACGAUCAGCAGCACCCACAACAGCAGUCGUCCCGCCAGGUUGGGGUCUCACAAUCCCCCUCAAAUCCGUUUUAUAGUGGAUGGGAGAAUUUGAUAGAGUUGCCAGAGCAGCGGUUUUUGCCCUUUUAUUUGCCUCCAUCAACACAACCCCCCAGCGGUGGCAUUAGCACUUCUGCGGAUAGCAUGGACCAAUCCCUCCAGGCUGGUGACCAACUGGUGUGUGGCAUGUACUUCCCCUCUGAUAUAACGGACAUGCCACCCUUGGCUACACUAGGAGGAAUAUUUGGCGACUGGGAUGUGCCACCACAAGUCGACCCAUUACAAGUCAAAUGUGACCGGCUCAUCGCAAUCUGCUUUCCGGAAAAUCCUGGUCGGGGAAGCUCGUCCACCGGAUCGCCUGACCAAAGGAUUGAACCGGACCCUACAGCUGAGGGUUUGAAAGGGUGGCUGACUCCGGAUCAUGUUAAGCAUUUUGUCCGAUUGUUUUUCAUCAACUUCCAGGGGCAUUUCCCGAUGAUCCAUUUGCCAACCUUUAAUAUGCUCACUACAGCAGAUGGUCUCUUGCUCGCCAUGAUUUGCAUUGGUGCUGUCUAUUCGGAUAGGGGUAUCACAGCUGAGGAUGUCCGGGCGAUGAUUGAUAGAUCUUUUGCAGCGCUGGAUGAGAAUUAUCACAGGUUCAGCGAUGGGAGCCAGGUAUCACCCUCAUGGGAGCUUGAAGAGAUCCAGGCUCGAUAUUUCCUUCACGUACUAUCUGCUUGGCACGGUACUUUCCAUCAAAGGGAAAACACUAGAAGGAGCUACGGGAUUGUCAUUGCAAAAGCCCAGGGAGCAGGCCUCUUCCGUCCAUUUACACCUAGCAAUCCGGGGGCCGCAGGGUUCAGCAUGUACCACCAGGUUGGAGAUCACCAGCCGUCGAGUCCGGCAGGUUGGGACUGGGCGUCGUGGGUAGAGCAGGAGAGAAGGAAUAGGGUGAUGUUUGGAAUACUACUCCUGGACACUGCGUAUGCAAUCUUCUUCAACCACCCUCCACGGAUAGUUCUCCAUGACAUUAGAUUAACGCUACCGUCUGAUGAUGCUUCAUGGGAUGCCCAGGAUGCCCAGGAAUGCGCCAAUGCCUUGGGAUUGAAUGGUGAAGGGCUGAAUAGUAAGAAUAUCACCGGUUCCAGGAGGGCACAGCAACCGGAAUUUAUGGCAACCGUGAAUGCCCUUCUUGAGCCUUCUCAAGAGUUCAGGCCGGGGACCACAAAUGCCUACUCGAAGUUUAUUCUUGUUCAUGCACUGCACUCGCAUAUAUGGGUUACUCAACAGAGGUUACCAAACGCUACCGAGAUGGGAAUUGGCCAGGAAAUAGGGAGUGUGGCUGGUCCAUCUGUGGAAUGGAAGAAUGGAGGCAACAUAUUGAACGCGGGUGGCGGCAGCAGUGGGGGGGAAACACCGGAAGGAUGCAUAGAUAACACCCUAAUCGGAUGUCGGCCACGCUCCAACACCUUGUCAGAAGCAGCCCACGCAGUGAGGAUCUGUCAGUACUCGUUGGAGAAAUGGAAGAAAGCAUGGGAGACGGAUCUCCGCAGCCAGUUUCCGCUACCCGCUGCAAGAGUUGGGUUUGGGCGGGACGGAUUGCCCUUCUAUUGGCUGGCGAAGUUGUACCUUGCGCGUAACCGGACAACCGAAUGGAGGCAUGGGAUCGAUGAUGAUCGAACGGUUGCUAAGGUUAAGAAUAUGUUGAAGCAUGUGCGGGGGUUUAUCGCGGACGAUACUGGAAGACUUGACCUACAGGGUGCUGUGUCGGCGAUAGAUGAUGGAUAUGCCAUGGAUGAACUCACCUAUGAUAUGAAGUUGCUGUUUAGGCCUAUCGGGACGGAUUGAUCGCCGAGGAGUGCAAGGCCCCGUUAUGGUAUUCCACUGGUCCUUUGUGUUAGUGUGGCUGGUGGUUUACCUGCUCUCUCUUUUCCUGCUUAAAUCAGUAGGCAGCUGUUUUUUUGGGGGGUAGGCGCCGGUUUCAACUACGGGAUCUGGGACUGAGAUGUUUGCUUUCUGUGUUCUCUUUUGUGCUCUUUUAAAGGGACUGGGGGAGAAAUGGGAAAUUUGCUACUUGAUUUGGAGUCUGAUAAUGGGCUGGGAUCACUUGCGGGGGGCCUUGUUUGCUCUCGGUUUUUGCUGCUUUUAUAAUUUUGCUUCCUGAGUUUUUAGUCAUAACCUGUUUGGCGUGCGGGGAGGGUGUUUCUUUCUUUUUUUUCUUUUCUUUUUUUUAACAAGAUGUUCUCUGGAUGGAGCCUUCAAAAAUUGGUUUUUGACGGUUAGGGAAUGUUUGUUUUUGUAGCUAUCAUUUCUUUCACAGUCUAUGACUUUUUUUUUACUCUUUCUCUUGCGUCUCUUUACUUACCGAUGGUGAGAGGUGUAUUGUCUUGGGCUUUGUUUUCCUGCAUUUUUUCUCUUCCACUUUUUUCCGGUGUUUCUUUGCUAUUCACCGCAGUCAUGCUGUGGCCGGGCUUUGUAUUCUCACAUAUUGUCAGUUCUCAAGGGGCCAAUUGCUCGCGACGUCAUAUUCAAACAAAUAGUCCCUUCUCCCUCUAUUCUGCAGAUAUCCUUUCUCUCAAGGGAGAAUACUCUCUUUCUUUUUAUCUCGGAAGAUUCUUGGAAAGAGUUCUGUUUUCCGUCUGUCUACCUUGUCGUCCACCUCUCUUACUCCUUCUCCGGGCGUUGGGUUGUUUUUGUUCCUAGCGUUGGGAAAGUUGUAACUAUCGUUUGCCCUAGUAAGGGUUGUCCUGUCUGGUUCUGGAAUCUCCGUCGUUGCUUUGGUGGCCAUAGGGUAUGGGAUGCCACGAUAUGAUCCGUUCUAUGAUAGGAGUUGGGCGGAGGGGAUAAUAAAUAACUACCUACCAAUGUUGAAGAAGAAGAAGAAGAAGAAUCGCUUUAACUUC
This is a messenger RNA of Tuber aestivum (summer truffle), 7280 nucleotides long. NCBI's taxonomy places the organism in Eukaryota, Fungi, Ascomycota, Pezizomycetes, Pezizales, Tuberaceae. The record is from the annotation of a GenBank genome assembly.